GAUGACCAGAGACUGCGGACAGUACAGGGAUGACCAGAGACUGCGGACAGUACAGGAGAUGACCAGAGACUGCGGACACAGUACAGGAGAUGACCAGAGACUGCGGACACAGUGCAGGAGAUGACCAGAGACUGCGGACACAGUACAGGAGAUGACCAGAGACUGCGGACACAGUACAGGAGAUGACCAGAGACUGCGGACACAGUACAGGGAUGACCAGAGACUGCGGACAGUACAGGAGAUGACCAGAGACUGCGGACAGUACAGGGAUGACCAGAGACUGCGGACAGUACAGGAAAUGACCAGAGACUGCGGAAAG
This is a messenger RNA of Staurois parvus, 319 nucleotides long. The record is from the annotation of a GenBank genome assembly. NCBI's taxonomy places the organism in Eukaryota, Metazoa, Chordata, Amphibia, Anura, Ranidae.